CUUCUUUUGCCGUUACCUUUCUUUUUGCCCUUUUUUGCCCUUUGGUCUCGGACUCUCUGCACAUCAUCCAUCCCCCCCCCGGUUUGUCUCUCUGUUUGUUUCCCGCUUUUCCCACCUUUUUCUCUUUUUUGCCCAUGCCCACAAUGAGCGCAUGAUCCCUGCCCUCGGCCGAAGAUGAUGCCCGUGUCUCCUUGUCUCUCGUUUGUUCCCACGUUUUCCCUGCGCCGGGCAAAUCAAACAGGGUCACGCAGAUGAAGACACCAGCGAGAGACAAGCAAGACAAGCCUCAGCCCAGCCCGGCAUAGCAUAGCAUAGCCCAUCCUAGCCGUGGAGACGACACGCCAAAAGAACCUGGCGACCAGCAGGCCUCGCUCGGAGACACUACCGCGUUGCGUAAGACGAGUAGACGAAGGGCCCAACCCAGGGAAAGGGGGGAAGGGGGGUGGGUGAAAACUCAGAGAUGGCCGAUAUCAACCCCGAGAUGGCGAGGCAUGAGGACGAAUGGACGAAUAGACGGAUGGAUGGAUGGACGGAUUCCAUGUUGCCUCUCUAGACGGAUAUUCGCGCAGAAUUCAACCUCGACAUGGCUCUCGCGUGGCAGGGAUUCUCUCUGUCACCUCGCCCUCUUUUCGCCGCACCCGUCGAUUCUUUUUCCUAAACAUCCACCCAACACACACCUCCAUCGUCUACUCCUUCACCCAUCCUUCACCCUCUGUCUCCCUUCCUCCCUCCCUCCCCAGCAUCUUCUUUACCCUCUUGAGAAGUUGUCCCGCUGCACAACUUCUCUCCCAACUCCUCUCUCUCUUCCCACGCCCCUGUUCCCUCUCCCUAACCCUCCCCCCCCCCCCCCCUUCCGGUCACCUUUGCCGGCUCGGCGACUACUCUUGGCCGCUUCCUCUUCUCUCAAGGUGCUCACUCUCACUCUCACCACGCUCUCGAGACGUUUCAACCUUGACGCUCUCACCCUGGCCGCCUCUAUCCCGAUCUUCUUUCUCUCCCAUAAAACACCCGGCCGAGCACCGCCCGAGACGCCAAAUUCGAGACUCUGCAGCUCACCAUCCUGUCUGUGUCUCGGACAAACCCCUCGCCUCGCCUUGCCUCGCCUCGCGCAGACCCAGCCCUGUCAGCUCAUUUCACCACAGACAAGGCUCUAGUCCGCUUUUCGUCGACUGUGCACUCCCUGGCGACGCUAUUCAGACGUUGAAGACGUUAGACGCCAGAGGCCAGACAUCCCCAUGGCCAGGUUCACGGCCGCUGCCGCCUUCGCGGCUCUUCUGACCACCGCUUCCGCCUCCCUCGUCGCACGACAGACGGCUGCUGCCACCACCUCUGCCGCUGCCGCCGGCCCCGAUCCCACCGCCAUCUCGCAGUGUUCCGUUUCCUCGUCUACCCAGAUCUGCAAGGCCGGAACCACCGAGUUCAGAGUCGUCUCUACCCCCACCGGCACGUUGCCCAGCUCCUACACAGGAUGCCACAAGCAUGCCACCGACACAUACUGCUUCUUCGGCGAUGGAGAGGUGCAAAUCCUGCCCGCCGGCGCAGCCGCAGCCACCGCCACCGCCGCCGCCUCGACGACCGCUGCCGCCGCCGUGACCGGCGCCCCCACUGCCGUCUCUGACUGCCAUCUCCACGGAGUCACCGUCUUCUGCAUGUGGGGUACCUCGGAGUACCAGGUCAUGACCACGCCCACCAACACCGCCGCCUCGGCCAUCCCUACCGCCUUCACUGAUUGCCACGCCCACGGGGCCGACACGUACUGCAUCGCCCCCAACGGCGACGACGUCGAGAUUGUCGCCGAGGGCGCCGAGUCUUCUGACGCCGGCUCCGGCACCGGCUCCGAGGAGCCUCAGGGCGAGAACUGCCACUUCCACGCCGGUGUCGAACACUGCGUCGGUGCGGGCGAGAGCGAGAGCGGCGGCACGCGGAACUGCGAGAAGGUCGACCGCGACUACAACAUCCCCCUCCGCAUCGGCCUCAUCUUUGUCAUCCUCGUCACCAGCGCCUUUGGCGUCUACUUCCCCAUCUUCAUGAUCAAGUGGAUGCCCACCAAGACGCACACCAUCUUCCUCAUCCUCAAGCAGUUCGGCACCGGCAUCAUCAUCUCCACCGCCUUUGUCCACCUCUACACCCACGCCCAGCUCAUGUUUGGCAACGAGUGCUUGGGCGCCCUCGAGUACGAGGGUACGACGUCGGCCAUCGUCAUGGCCGGCAUCUUCCUGUCCUUCCUGGUCGAGUAUAUUGGAAAGCGCAUGGUUAUGAAGAAGAUGGCCAGCAACCCGACCGCCACGACCCGCUUCUCCCCUGAGACCGUUUCCGUCCUGGUCCUUGAAUGCGGAAUCAUCUUCCACUCGAUCCUCAUCGGAAUCACCCUUGUCGUCGCUGGCGACACCUUUUUCAUCACCCUUUUCGUCGUCAUUCUCUUCCACCAGAUGUUCGAGGGUAUCGCCCUCGGAACCCGCAUCGCCCAGCUUGGUCAGCUGACCCCGACGGAAAAGGCCGUGAGCCCGACCACGGCUGUCGAGGUCGAGCAGACGUCGUCCGCUCCCAACAGCUUCAACUCGCUCAAAGCGCCCGACUUUUCCCUUGUCAAGAAGCUUCUCAUCGCCACCCCCUUCGCCCUCGUCACCCCUAUCGGCAUGGCCAUCGGCAUUGGCGUCUUGCAGCAUUUCAACGGCAAUGACCGUGAGACAAUCAUCGCCAUCGGCACCCUCGACGCCCUGUCCGCCGGUAUCCUUGUCUGGGUCGGCGUUGUCGAGAUGUGGGCCGAGGACUGGAUGCACGCCGACGCCGAGCUCCUCCGCACCGGGCCCGUCGUCACCUUCCUGGCUGGCCUUGGUCUCGUUUCCGGCAUGAUCAUCAUGAGCGUGCUCGGCAAGUGGGCUUAAUUGCAUGCAUACGAGGAAGAGAGAGAUGAAGUAGGAGAAGGGGGAGGAGGAGGAAGAGACUGAAGUUAGUAAUGAACAACGAUGCUAUGCCGCUUCUUUGUUGCGCGGCGCUUUUAUAAUGCGGAAAUGGGAAAAGUUUGGAAUGAUCGGGUCGGUCCUUGUCUAGAUAGAUAUUAUACCCUACAUGAGUGUAAUGAUACUUUGGCUUCUCAGCAUCGCCUCCUUGAGCAUGUCUGUGUGUCAGCCUCUGGUGUCGUAAGCCUGUGCUUGGCCGACAUGAGGACAUGGCGAGACCAAGAAGAACCGGAAGAUGAAGACGAAGAUAAUGCGUAGGCGAUGCAUUGUCCACUCGCCAUCUGUCGUCGAAGUUCAUUCAUUUUCCUGGACAGUCACUGCUCUUACGCUGAAGCUUAGAACAAAGCAGCCUAUGUUUUCGCCCAUCUUCGCAUUAUGUCAAUAUGCCUGUAGUUACACUACGCUCGCGCAGCAUCUGCGAAGCAGAUGAUAGGGCUCGUUCAACUCUAGAAGCUAUAUCAUUGCCACCUGCGUUGUUACUCCGUGUCCUGGUUUCGACGAAGCAUUAGCCGAGUGAGCCUAUCAUCACCCGUAUUCCAUUGCUGGCGGCUCUUGUUUGAUACAAAUCGUCGUUUGCCAUCGUUUGAGUUUCGUGGAGUCAUUAGGAGCAAACGAACGGGCUCCAUCCCCCCUACUCAUGACAUUCUUUCCUUCGGUACCUUUGAA
Molecule: messenger RNA, 3626 nt
Organism: Colletotrichum destructivum
Lineage: Eukaryota; Fungi; Ascomycota; Sordariomycetes; Glomerellales; Glomerellaceae
Product: Putative zinc/iron permease
Exons: 6
Coding region: 1236-2885 (549 amino acids)
Biological process (GO): zinc ion transmembrane transport
Cellular component (GO): plasma membrane
Molecular function (GO): zinc ion transmembrane transporter activity
Source: RefSeq, a predicted model, not a curated record